Carya illinoinensis is the source of this 1651-nucleotide messenger RNA. Its product is annotated as ubiquitin fusion degradation protein 1 homolog. Gene Ontology annotation, cellular component: VCP-NPL4-UFD1 AAA ATPase complex. Gene Ontology annotation, molecular function: polyubiquitin modification-dependent protein binding. The coding region runs from base 603 to 1397 and encodes 264 amino acids. The record is from RefSeq and is a predicted model, not a curated record. NCBI's taxonomy places the organism in Eukaryota, Viridiplantae, Streptophyta, Magnoliopsida, Fagales, Juglandaceae. The transcript has 10 exons.
UUUUCAAACCACCACCGGAUUUCACUGCAGUCAGCCUGCAUUGGUGAGCCUGCAAUUUGGCAAAACCUUCCAAUACCUCAAUUGUCCAUCACAAUCUCAAAGGCUCAAGGAAGUAUUAUAGUGGCUUGGGAACUUCUCAGGCCCAGUAAUGAUGGUAUCUAAAUUACCCAUGCUUGUAUUCUUUGUGAUUUAUGUUUGCUGGAUUGAUCUAUUGAAGAAAGAGAAGGAAAAAAAAGAACAUGGUGGAAUCCGAAAUGGAUUGAGAAUUGGAUUUUUAUUUUAUUCAUUGUAUAUUGGUCAAUCCAACCGAGUAGCAUUAAUGCAGACAAAGGAAAAGAAAAUAGUAACCCUUUGCAUAUGUCUUGUGGAAUAAGUAAGAUUUCAGCUUUGGGAUGGUUUUGGUAAUAGCAACAGUUGGCUUUCCAAGACGUCCGUAGUUCAACCUUUCAACAGAGUUAUCGUUGUUACCCUGUCUCUUUCAUUGAUAAGUCACAUCUGGAAAAGGGUGAUAAAAUAAUUAUGCCUCCCUCAGCUCUUGAUCGCCUAGGAAACGUCAACAUUUGAUUUUUUUUCCUCCAGCAUCUUUACACAUAGAAUACCCUAUGUUAUUUGAGCUUAGCAAUCUUUCUGCUGGACGAGUUACUCAUUGUGGAGUCCUAGAAUUUGUUGCUGAUGAAGGACUGAUAUAUUUACCAUACUGGAUGAUGGAAAACAUGCUUCUGCAAGAGGGACAGAUAGUGCAAGUGAAGAAUGCCAGCCUAGCAAAGGGAACAUAUGUGAAGCUGCAGCCACACACCAAGGACUUCUUAGAUAUCUCCAACCCCAAAGCAAUCUUGGAAACUUCUUUGAGGAGCUACUCUUGUUUGACCACUGGUGAUACUAUCAUGGUUGCUUAUAACAAUAAGAAGUAUUACAUUGAUAUAGUCGAAACAAAACCCUCUUCUGCAGUCAGUAUUAUUGAAACGGACUGUGAGGUUGACUUUGCCCCUCCUCUUGAUUAUAAAGAACCUGAAAAGCCGGCACCAACAGCUUCGUUGAAAAAGACACGCCUAGAUGAUCAAGAAGAGCCAGCCAGAAAGAUACCCAAGUUCAGCCCAUUCACUGGUUUUGGCAGACGUUUGGAUGGGAAACCCUCAACCCAACCAGUUGCACCAGCUUCUUCUCCCAAGCCUAAGCAACAUCAACCGGAGGCUCACAAUGGAACCGAGGAUUCUAAGUCAUCUAAGCCUGCCUCACAACAACCUGCUGGAAAGCUUGUGUUUGGUUCAAAUGUCAACCAACCACAAAAAGCAGCACCAAAAGUUGCCCCAGAGAACAACAGUCAAGAGCAGCCUCAAAAGGUGGAAGAGCCAAAGUUUCAAGCAUUCACAGGGAAAAAGUAUUCGCUGAAAGGCUAAUCGUAAUGAAGCUUUUCCACACUUGUCACAACAGAUAGGGGAUGAAAUCUGGCCAGUUUGGAAAUGGAAUAUCCUAAAUUCCUAACCCAGUAGGUCUCCUGCAUUUGCUUCUUUUCAUGACUCGUGUUCGUUCAUAUGAACAAAAAAUUAUUGCUCUGGAGUUGAGAUGGACCAUGACGAUUCAAAUAUUAUGUGCAUACUGUAUAGAAAGACUAGAGAUUAUUUUAUAUUAAGCAUUUAUUGAUUUUGACUAA